ACAAUCUCGGGCGCUUUUUCUUUCUUCUCUCAAACGUCAAUGGAUUCUUACUCUCCCUUGCUGGAGAAACUCCGGGUACCCCAACCCUCGCUCCAGAAAUUGGCCGUGAUCUCCAUCUUCUCGAAGCUCCGAUCGGCUCCCAAGUACCUGGACUCCGAUUCCGAUCCUGGAAGAGAUGCCAUUAACCAGUGCCUCCACUCGGCCUCGCCGGCCAUUGUCGACCAGUCGGUCCGGGAGCUUUGUCGCCUCGUCGCUGACUCUCUAAUGGACGUUUCUCGCGGCUUGCUGGAGCUCCAGUCUGCUCUCGAGGGAUGCGAGCCUCGUUUCGUCGACCUCUUCGUCAAAGCCUUGGGCUUCCUCGUUCGAUUAGGGCUUCAGAAGAACAGCCUCAAAUGGCGCCUCGCUUCUACUGAGAGUCAUCCCUUUGUUAAAGUUCUUUCGUGCGGAUCCGAGGUUCAAUCUGAGCUAGUGCAGCAAAUUUUACUGUUGAUGGCAUAUAACAAGCAGUUGGGAAUAGUUGACGUUUGUGAAUUUUUGAGACCUUUUCUCAACUAUUCGAUCUUAAGAAUAUCUUUUUCAGAUUCUUCGUCGUCAAUGUUUGCGAGGCAUUUGAUAUCGUCCCUGGCGUCGCUGUGCUGUUCUUUUUCCCUUGAGGCUAUUCCUGUCCUUAAGUUGUUAACAGAAGUUCUUAGAUACAUUCCUUGCAAGAAUUCAGAAGAUUCUAGGAAUUUCAUUUGUUUCGUGGAAAAUAUGGUGGACGCACAUGUAGUGAUAUUGAGACAUUUGGCCAGAAAGGGAUUGGUGAUUGCUGAGGCUCAACUUUGCAGUUUGGAACUGUUAGAGACAAUUCUUUCUGUGUGUUCAUGUCAUAGGUAUUCCUAUUGGAUUGAGCCCAUAGCUGAAGUCUCCAGGCGUUUAUUGUUUGUUCAUAAAGAUCUUGGGUUUCGAUACGUAUCCAAAUUAUCUUCAGCUAUUUUAUCCCUAUUUGUUAUCCUCAUUAAGACAGAGCUUGAGCAUGAACAACUCUCUAUAUUGAGACUACUCCACUUCCUCUUGAAUUGGAAAUAUGGAAAUGAACUUCUUGUUGGCGAUAUAUCAUAUACUUUGAGUGAAGAGGUCUUAUUGAUAUUUCCUGUCAUUAGCCUUUUGUCAUCCCCUUCAAAAUCAGUAAAAGGAGCAGCAACUGAUCUUCUGAUCAUAUUAGAGAAAAUCUUAGUCGGUCCUUUUGUAUCACCAGAGAAUAAACCAACAAAAGGAGAAUUUCCACCUAUUAGCACACUUGGAUCUGUGGUUUGUAGACUUCUGCAGCAUCAGUGGUUUCAGGACCAAUAUUCACCAUCCAGUCUGUUUUUAAGUUUUGCUUCUAGUUGUGAAACUGAUAGCAAAGAAUUACAUGACGUGCCAAGAUCUUGGCCUUCUCAAUUAAGAAGUUAUUGUUUAUCAAUUGUUGACAGACGAAAGUCCUUUCUUCCACUCUCUCCGUCUCAAGAAAUUUUUGUAUCUGAAAUGCCCAUGUUACUGUCUGCCAUUGCUGGUGUUUUGUUGAUGCAUCAGUCGUUGGGGAGCAUCGUUGUAGAUUCUUUGAAUUCUAUUGCCAUGAUGGACUCUAAAACAGGAACUCAAUUUUUGCUAGCAAUCUUAUUUUAUAGUAAUGUAUUCACCAAGAAAGAUGUAAUCGGCCAAAAUAUGUUGCUAAAAUUGCUAGGAAUGCUUCCAGCACUUGCUUCGCAUUCUUGGAUGACACCAGUCAUAGUCCAAACUAUCUUGCCAAUGCUACAGAAGGAUUCUAAACCAACCUUAUAUGCAACAGCCAUUCGCUUGCUUUGUCAAACCUGGGAGAUGAAUGACCGUGCCUUUGGGAGUUUGCAGGGAGUAUUGCUUCCAAAAGCGUUUACUGAGUUCAAGUCGCAGAGAAAUAUAUGCAUCAGUAUUGCUUCUUCUAUCAAGUAUGUUUGCAGAAAAAACCCUGACAGGGGCGUGGACCUCAUCUUGUCUGUUUCGGCUUGCAUUGAGAGCCGCGAUCCUAUAAUUCAAGCUUUUGGUUUUCAAAGCCUUGCUCAUCUUUGUGAAGCUGAUGUAAUUGAUUUUUAUACAGCUUGGGACGUCAUCUCAAAGCAUGUGCUAGACUACUCCGCAGAUUCAAUUCUGGCACACAGCAUUUGCCUUCUUCUAAGAUGGGGUGCAAUGGAUGCUGAAGCAUAUCCAGAAGCUUCAAAGGAUGUUUUGCAAAUUUUGUGGGGUAUUAGCAUCUCUACUCCUGAUCAGGCACGUCAAUGGGAAAGGGCAAGAAUCUCUGCCCUAGAGGCCUUGGCUCAAUACGAGGUAUCACUCAUUGAGCAAAAACUUCCAGAUUUCAAGAAACUGUUUGCAGAUUUGCUAUUUUCUGAAACAAAUCUGCACGUACUGAGAGUCGUGGAAGAACUUCAAGUCAAGAUCAUAACAUAUGAGCAUAUUACAAGGAGACGACUGCGCAAGGAAAAAGGAGUUGCAGGAAGCAGAGUUGAGAAGUUGCUGGAUGUAUUUCCUCAAGUUAUCUUUUCUUCAGGAAAAGGUAAUAAUGCUAGAGACUUAGCUGGUGCGGCUCUGUUGUGCCUUUCCUUUACUCCUAAAGUUGUGAAUUCCCAGAGGACAUCAAAGGGAUUAAGUGAUGUACAUGCUGAAUAUGAGAAGGCGCUUCUAGAACUAGCCACUUCUCUUCAACUCUUAAGAAAUAUUUUUAUCGCUCUUAUUUCUCUUCAAUCCUGGAAAACUUUUGUGCGUCGUUGGCUUAGAGCUGAUAUUUUGUUCUUUGACGCUAAAGCUCCAUCAAUCAGCUUAGAUAAAACCACUAAAGCUGCUAAUGACAUUCUAAAGAGAAUGAUACAAAUAGCAAAAGAUGCUAUCCCUAGAUCUUCUGAAAAUAUUGCUCUUGCCAUCGGUGCACUUUGUGCUGUCUUGCCUCCAUCUAACCAUACGGUUAAAUCAGCUGCAUCAGAGUUCCUAUUGAGUUGGUUGUUCCAGCAUGAGCAUGAGCACCGCCAGUGGUCAGCCGCAAUUUCUCUGGGUUUGAUCUCAAGUUGCCUACACGUAACUGAUCAUAAGCAGAAAUUUCAGAACAUAACGGGACUUCUUGAGGUUUUGUGUAAAAGUAAAAGCACCCUUGUCAAAGGAGCUUGUGGGGUUGGCUUGGGUUUGUCAUGUCAGGAUCUUCUUAAUAGGGUUGACACUGCUGAUAACUCUGACUUGGAUGAAGAAACAAACAAGACUUCAGAAGCGGACUUACUAGGAAAUAUAGUUGGCACCUUAUCACUCAUAAUAUGUCAGUUCACUCAAUCUUCGUUUGAUAUUGUGGAAAGUCUUUCUGCAUAUUUCCCACCAAAUACAUAUGGUAUAGAUGCCAAUAUGAAUGCUGAAUUGUCACAUGAGAACUCGGAUAAUUUGGAGGAAGAUAUAUGGGGUGUUGCUGGCGUUGUUCUUGGCUUGGCAAGGUGCAUUGGUCCAAUGUACAGAGCUGGGUUACAUGAUGCAGUACUCAAAAUAAAAAGGUUAAUUGUGUCGUGGAUUCCACACUUAAAUCAACUGAAGUAUUCUGGUUCUAGCUCUGAGAUUCUCUCCGUGGGAUCAUGUCUAGCACUUCCCUCUAUUGUGGCUUUCUGCCAGAGGGUGGAACUGAUGGAUGUGAAUGAAGUAAACCAAUUAAUGAAUGGUUAUAGAGAACUCAUUUCAGAGUUAGUAUCGGUCAAAAGAUCAGGCAUUUUCCAUCAAAGCUUGUUGAUGGCAUCUUGCAUAGGAGCAGGAAGCCUUCUUGCCUGCGUAUUGGAUGAAGGGGUGCAGUCCAUCGAAGUUCAAUCUGUAAAAGUUCUGCUGGAAUUAUUCAGAAAAUGUUAUUCGGACCCAUAUCCUCCUCUGGUCUCUUUGGGUGGGAUGCUUGGAGUUGUUAAUUCGAUGGGAGCAAACGCUGGAAUCUUCUUUCAGAUGCAUCCUCGAACUGUGAAACUGCAUACUGGUUAUGAAAAGAAGGAAUCUAAUCACCUCAUUGGUCCUCUACUUUCAAGUCCCAACAGUGAGCCACAUUUAACAUCAUUAACGCAAGAGAUAUUUCUCAUUGCUCAGAAUUCUGAUGACCAUCAAUUGCAGCAAUAUGCGGCAUGGGCAGUUUCUCUCCUGCGAAUUCAGUUAUGGUCCAAGGAAAAUCUGAAUCUUGACGUUGGUAUUAAGACGGACAUAGCUGGUUCAGAAUCUUCUCAAAAUUUCACUGAUGAUAAUGCAGUUAUGAAGCUAUCUUCAUGGCUAAUGCAUCUCAAUAUUUCUGGGACAGGUGGCAAUUCACAUAUCAGCACAGUUGUGACGGUGUUGCGCUGCCUUUCAGAAGCUCCUAGGUUGCCAAGUUUAGAUUGGGGGGCAAUUGUUAGGCGCUGCAUGAGAUAUGAGGCUCAGGCUUCUGAAUUGCUACUGUCGGAUCCAGCAUAUAGAAAAGGAGUGCUUAGGGAAGAAUGUAUUAGCUUCUCUCUAGCUCAUGCAAAUCAGUUUGAUCCACUCUUGAAUUUCCUUGAUGAACUAUCUGAUCUGCCACGAUUUAGAACACUUGAGAUAAAUCUGCAAUCUUAUCUGUUCAUUCAUAUUGCGGACCUUGUAAAAGUAUUCUCAGGUUCCAGGCUUGAAAAACUAUUUGACGAUGUGACCAUUUAUCUGUCUUCAGUUACUUCAUACCAAGCAUAUGAUCCUAAUCAGAAAAGCAUGUUAAGAAAGUCCUGCUGGAAGGGUCUCUUUCAGUGUUUUGACGAAGCUUCUAUCGACUCUCUAGAGUACGCAUCUCACAUUGAGAAGAGCAUGGAGAUGCUCUUUUCCUUGUUGCCUGCAUUGCAAUCUGAUUUCACCACUGGCACGAGUCAGGUGAACUAUAAGGAAGAGUGGUCUGACGCAGUUAGAUGCCUAGCAAAGGCUCGGCGGAGUUGGUUAAUGAAUUUCCUAGAGGUGUCUCAGGAAGACCUACUACAAAAAGGUGAUCAGUUUAUUGAGGUCCUGAAGAAGGUUCAAGCCAAAGCUAAAUUAACUAGAAUUGGUUGCUUGGCAUCUGCUGAGUUGGGGAGACUAAAAACUCAUUUAUUGAACACUAAAUUUCAAGGUACAUGGGAUUUGCUCAUUGAAGUUGUAGCAGCUUUGCAAAAUGUGGAGGGAGGUGUCAGGAGACAGUGGCUCAUUGAUGCUGUAGAAAUCAGCUGUGUCGCAACCUAUCCUUCCACGGCGCUGCAGUUUCUUGGCCUACUAGCUGGUAGCCGCAGCAAGUAUAUGCCUCUUCUGAUUCUUGAUAGACACACCGUGCUGAGCGAUUUACCGGUUACGCUUAGUUCUCUUCUGGCAGAACCCGGUUGGAGGGACAUUGCAGAAUCUGUUGCUUCUAAUCUUUUGGCUUCAACAGAGCGCAUUUACAACUGGGAAAAACAUAUUACACGAGACGAGGACACAACUGAGAUGCAGCCAAUUGAUGAAAGUGAGAAUGAAAUGGCUGGUUUUGUGUUGCGUGUUGUGCACCGUACUUGUUUAUCUCUCAAAGACUACUUGCCUCUGGAAAAACAGCUUAAGCUCGCCAGCAUGGUUGUUGAUUGAUAUAAAUAUACGGCCCUUGUAUAAAAGUUUUGUAAUUAUUUGAUUCAAUUAAAAUUCCAAUUCUUUUGUAUAUUAUUCCCACGAGGUUCCUCUUUGAGUUGCGUGCGGCGAGCAUUGAUG
Molecule: messenger RNA, 5706 nt
Organism: Morus notabilis
Lineage: Eukaryota; Viridiplantae; Streptophyta; Magnoliopsida; Rosales; Moraceae
Product: protein RST1
Exons: 25
Coding region: 40-5586 (1848 amino acids)
Biological process (GO): regulation of post-transcriptional gene silencing
Source: RefSeq, a predicted model, not a curated record